AUCCUGUUCUUUUUAUAGCUGAGCAGUUAAAAUGUGAGGGGUCAUAAUGGGAGGAUAAAUACAAGGGCCAGCAGACUGCAGGGGUGUCGCAGACGAAGGCCGGAUCUUCUCCCUCCCUCUCUCUUGUCUCAGUUCUCGUCCUAACCUCAAAGAGUCAGGAUGCCUCACGCAUACCCCUUCCUCACUCCUGAGCAGAAGAAGGAGCUCAGUGAUAUUGCUCAUAGGAUCGUCGCUCCCGGCAAGGGAAUCCUUGCUGCAGAUGAGUCCACUGGCAGCGUGGCCAAGCGCUUCCAGAGCAUCAAUGCUGAGAACACUGAGGAGAACAGGAGGCUGUAUCGCCAGCUCCUCUUCACUGCUGACGACCGCAUCGUCCCUUGCAUUGGUGGCGUCAUCCUCUUCCAUGAGACCAUGUACCAGAAGGCCGACAAUGGCAAGACCUUCCCCCAGUACCUCAAAGAAAGAGGCAUGGUGGUGGGCAUCAAGGUUGACAAAGGUGUUGUCCCCCUGGCCGGAACCAAUGGCGAGACAACCACCCAGGGUCUCGAUGGACUGUAUGAGCGCUGUGCCCAGUACAAGAAGGAUGGUGCUGACUUCGCCAAGUGGCGCUGUGUGCUGAAGAUCACCCCCACCACUCCCUCAAAACUGGCCAUAAUGGAGAAUGCCAAUGUCCUGGCCCGCUAUGCCAGCAUCUGUCAGAUGCAUGGCAUUGUCCCCAUCGUCGAGCCUGAGAUCCUCCCUGAUGGUGACCAUGACCUGAAGCGCUGCCAGUAUAUUACUGAGAAGGUUCUGGCUGCAGUCUACAAGGCCCUGUCCGACCACCACGUCUACCUGGAGGGCACCCUGCUAAAGCCCAACAUGGUUACCGCCGGACACUCCUGCUCACACAAGUAUAGCAACCAGGAGAUCGCAAUGGCAACUGUUACCGCCCUGCGCCGCACUGUGCCCCCUGCAGUCCCUGGCAUUACUUUCCUGUCUGGUGGCCAGAGUGAGGAGGAGGCCUCCGUCAACCUGAAUGCCAUGAACCAGUGCCCCCUGCACAGGCCCUGGGCCCUGACCUUCUCAUAUGGCCGUGCCCUUCAGGCCUCUGCCCUCAAAGCCUGGGGUGGCAAGAAAGAGAAUGGAAAGGCAUGCCAGGAUGAGUUCAUCAAGAGAGCUCUGGCUAACAGCCAGGCCUGCGUUGGCAAAUACGUUUCCUCUGGAGCCAGUGCUGCCGGUGGAGAGUCACUGUUUGUGGCUAACCACGCUUAUUAAGCAUGGACACUCACCAAAUCAGUCUCCAUCUUCUUCCCACCUCACCAUGGAAAAGGCCAUUUCCUCUUAACCACCACCUAACAGCACUUUUACAGCAUUCUGGUAGAAGGCGAAAGAGAAAGAUGGAAAAAAAAAAACAACAACUUUCCUUUAAGCUGUUGCUGCAGAUGGGAGAUCUUGAAAAAAAAAUAAAAAUAAAAAAAACGUUCUGCCUCCAUUCCCUCACCUUUUAUUUUUAAACACCUUUACUCAGGUGAAGAUUCCCACACUGUUUUACACAAAUUGUACAAUUUUUUUUUCCUUGGUCUUAUUCCACCACGCGCAGUAUUUGAUUUAUACUGGUAACAUGGAAUAAAGUAUUUACCCUAA
This is a messenger RNA of Scatophagus argus, 1620 nucleotides long. RefSeq names its product aldolase a, fructose-bisphosphate, b (gene aldoab). Gene Ontology annotation, molecular function: fructose-bisphosphate aldolase activity. NCBI's taxonomy places the organism in Eukaryota, Metazoa, Chordata, Actinopteri, Scatophagidae. The record is from RefSeq and is a predicted model, not a curated record. Gene Ontology annotation, biological process: glycolytic process; fructose 1,6-bisphosphate metabolic process. Gene Ontology annotation, cellular component: cytosol. Bases 160 to 1251 code for a protein of 363 amino acids. The transcript is spliced from 7 exons.